UUCGCGAGGAGUACGGGAGGAUUCGAGGAGGGGUGGUGGGGGGGGAGAGACCGCCGUUGUUGUGUGGCCGCAGAUGACACGCAGAAGAAAGUGUGUGGGCGGAUGAGGAAGUUCAGAGCUCGGAUUGAUGGUUACACACCUACUGUAUACUGGCACUUUAUCGCAGCAGCGAGCAGCAGCACAAGUCGGGAUCUCCAGUCACUAAUUCCUGUGAUCAGAGGGUGAUCCGCGCAUGGGAAAAUGACAAUCAAGUUUGUGGUCAUCCUCUUCACACUUCUGCUCGUUCAAGGUGCUCGUUCUGAUCUACUGGAAUAUGGCGACGACGAUGAAGAUCACCAUGAUACCACUGUCAAUCAAAUGCUGGUCCCCAGGUCGCACCAGGAGGAUGCCACACUUAUACUGAACAACCUGCUCAAGGAAUAUGACAAGACGCUUCGGCCAGACAUAGGAGUGAAACCAACAGUCAUCGAUGUGGGCAUAUAUGUCAACAGCAUCGGGCCUGUGUCAUCCAUCGAUAUGGAGUACCAGAUCGAUAUUAUCUUUGCCCAGACUUGGGUGGACACCCGUCUGCAGUACAACAGCAGCAGCAUGCGGAUUCUAACCCUUAACAGCAAUAUGGUCGGCUUGAUCUGGCUGCCCGACACCAUCUUUAGGAAUUCCAAGACUGCCGACUCUCACUGGAUAACGACGCCCAAUCAGCUGCUCCGGAUAUGGAACAACGGAAAAAUACUCUACACACUGAGGAUGACCAUCAACGCAGAAUGCCAGCUGCAACUCCAUAAUUUCCCAAUGGACGAACACUCCUGUCCUCUCGUCUUCUCCAGCUACGGCUACCCACGGGACGAGAUUGUGUACAAGUGGAAGCGAAACUCAGUGGAAACUUCAGACCAGAAAUACUGGAGGCUUUACCAGUUUGAUUUCAUGGGGCUCAGAAACACCACAGAUGUGCUCACAACGACAGCAGGUGACUAUGUGUUGAUGACAGUGUACUUUGACCUCAGCAGAAGGAUGGGCUACUUCACUAUUCAGACAUACAUCCCCUGUAUCCUGACUGUGGUCCUGUCAUGGGUCUCCUUCUGGAUCAAGAGUGAUGCUACGCCUGCAAGGACAGCCCUAGGUAUCACCACAGUGCUGACCAUGACAACCCUGAGCACAGUGGCCAGAAACUCGCUGCCCAGAGUGUCCUACGUGACAGCCAUGGACCUGUUCGUCACUGUCUGCUUCCUGUUCGUCUUCGCUGCCAUGAUCGAGUACGCAAUGCUCAACUACUACUCCUACAGUAUACGCAGACCUCCUGCCAAGACGCAGCGAAUGGCCUACUCAUCUUUCAACAUGGGUCGCAACCCUCGGUCCAUGAUGCCCAUGGGCAACUCCCUCUUUUGGCACGACUACGACGACAACUGCCUGUAUGAGUGCCUGGACGGAAAGGACUGCAAGAGCUUCUUCUGCUGCUACGAGGAGUGUAAAGAAGGCGGCUGGAAGAAAGGACGGAUCCACGUCAACAUCCGCGAGCUGGAUUCCUACUCUCGGGUUUUUUUCCCCACGUCCUUCUUGCUCUUUAACAUCGUCUACUGGGUCAGCUACCUCUACCUCUAGUCAGUCACGGGCCGUGAUCCGUGGGCCCCAGCUGAAACAGCCACAGUCCCUGCCACUUUGCACCGCGGCUCAUGAUUAGAGUUCAAAACUAAGCGUGGAAGAGGAAAUGAGGUGGAUCCACUCUGUGGAAGCGUGAAAGACAUGCUGCCUCUGGAGUGGUAUGACUGAAGACUAUGUGUGUGCUUUUGUGCACAGUGUAAAGGCCAUGAUACUUUGAGCUGUGGCACUCCAAGGAGAAUAAAAUGCUCAGCAGUAGAACAACAGACGCGUCAGCAUUAUCUUGAAUGGAUAGGUCCCGUUUAUGACUCUCAGAAACCAAACAACAGACUGCUAUGACUUAAGAGACGUUCGGGAACGGGGGUUGCAUUGCUGAAUCUUGGUCGUUGAGAUGGCGAAGCACCCAUAGUGCCUUCUUUAGAAAGGGUGCGGCACCGAGAGACGUGGCUUCAGAGUUCCCUCCAUUAUCUUUAUUACCUCAUCCAUCACACCGCCGCAUGCUGAGCUGUUUAUUCUUUGAUGAAACAAACCCAGAACACAGUUCUCACUACUGGAGAUGUUUAAAACUAACACUCACCAUUCAUUUUGUAGCACAUUAGUUUUAGUUGUGCCCUAGAAUUAGUUCUCCUUUCUAAUAAUAGUAAAGUUUUCUUAUUCUUAUUCCUCUUAUUAUUAGAAUUAGUUGUAUUUUCCCAGCAAGUCAAUUAGCUCACACAUCAGUUGUUAAUUGUUAAAUAUGAGUUAGUGUCAGGGGCAGUGGUUGUCUGGUAAAAUCUUGUUUAUUAAGUCAGUGAGCUUUUGUUCAUGAUGCUUUAUGACCAGGCGAUGCAGUUUACAGUAGAUGCCAAGAAGAUUUGGGUAUUUUUAAUGAAUGCUGGGUAACACUCUUACACACCAAAUAUAUAGGAACUGCAUAUAUACAUACCAAUGUAAUACUAAACAUGCUAAUCUCAUCCCCAGGCAUAUUACGUAUGUUACAGUGCACAAAUAAACAGAUUAGGGUUAGAGCAAAGCUGGUUACUGCCUGACAACAGCUAUAACAAAACAACUUCACAUUUUAUUUUACACAUUUUUAUUCGUAUAGAUUUUUGUUUUAUUAUUUACUGGGCCUGUGGAUUCAAGGCUAAACGGAAAAGUUUGACAUUUUGGGAAAUGCACUUGAGAAUGUAAAUUCGAAAAUAGGUCUUUAUUUACAUUAGCGAUAGGCUGUCUUUUUUAGGACAGACUUGUAUUAGAGACACGCUUUUAUUUGUAAUUCCCCCUGUUCCCCAGUUAAUGCAAACUCAGAACCUCGUAAAGUCCAUUCCCACUGCACUAACUCCAUCAGUACAGUACAAGUCAUGUCAGCUGUCCCAAUUUGUCUGUUUAGCAAACAAUAUUCAUUCAAUCAUGCUGCCAUGAAUGAAACUUAUUACUUCCUUCAGAAUUUUCACAUUAAAAGUCAUGCAGCCUACCAAUAAAAGGAUGUAGAUCUUACAGGUAGAAAAAAAUGACAGGAAGUGUUGAGUUGAUGGCAACUUAACAUUGAUCCGGACAGCUUUCCUGUUUUCUGUUAAAAUAGGAAACUCAAAGCUGUAAGACAAGCAAAACGUCACUCCAUUUUUGUACUAAUGAGUUAGUGCUGUGGGAAUGUACAUUAUACAGAAUUUACCAUUUAGGAGUUAUAUGCCGAGUACCAGCAACUUUUGCUGUUUGUGUAGUAACUAGACUUGGCCAAGAAAUGAGUUAGUUUGUUAGUUAGUUAACUCCUAAAACAGCAAUUUGUCCUCUUUACAAAUGUUUGUACAGAUUAAACAAGAUAUAAUGUGUUAAUUAGCUUUAGAGAUGCUAGUAGGUGAACUCUGUUACUCACUGUAUGAACAGAGUCAUACUAGUUGUUUCCAGUAUGCUAAGCCAAUCCUGCUGCUGGUUGUAGCUUCAUAUUUACUGUAAAGACAUGAGAAUAGUAUCAAUCUAAGCAAAUAAGUAAAUUUCCCAUAAUCUCAAGCUAUUCCUUUAAGGUUUUAGUAAUCUUGAAUAAAUUUCAUCAGCAGUGAUUUCAGUGGAGAGUUUCAGCUGCACAUGAUGUAAUGCUGAGAAAACACAAAAUAAUUGUUUUGGCAUGAAAAUGGCUCAGUAUAAAUAUGUUGGAUAUUGGUAUAAACGAGCUGCAGAAACAUUAGUUUUGGCCACAAGCCACUUGAACCCAAGAGCACAUACAAACAUACUGUACAUGGCCUAUUCAUUUUGCAUUAGAGUCAUUCCAUCCAGCUUCAUAGUAGAGCUUGAGUACAUAAAAUUGGAGUCUUGAUGAAAGCUUAAAUUUUUUUCCUGAUUAAAAAUGGAAGGAAUAUCUGAUGUCCUGCCAUAAGCAGGACCUAAAGGCACAUCCUCUUGUGCUCAGCUGGCAAUGAUCACAGGUGCUGUAAAAUAGGUUCUAUAUAUUGUGAUACUCAUACAUACACUCACAUACUGUACACGGCGUGGUGUUAAAAAAUGGAUGAUUCAGGAUGGUUGAUGAUGACUCUUGAUGGAGUCCCACAUCCCCUCCGCAAACAUGUAAAAUUGAUGCCAUAUAUGGAGGCACAUGGACACAUGUCCCCCCCCCCAAAAAAAAAACACACACACACACGCGCACACACACACACACAGGGAUAGAUGGUACCGAUGGCAGUUGAAAUAUUUUGGUUUUGUUUACUGUUAUCUGGUGUUUUUUGCAGUUGUUUGGCUUUGUAGAACAAUCAACCCCCUCCCCCCUUUUCUCCCUCUCCCCCCACCCCCA
Molecule: messenger RNA, 4354 nt
Organism: Lates calcarifer (barramundi perch)
Lineage: Eukaryota; Metazoa; Chordata; Actinopteri; Centropomidae
Product: gamma-aminobutyric acid receptor subunit gamma-3
Exons: 10
Coding region: 241-1596 (451 amino acids)
Biological process (GO): monoatomic ion transmembrane transport; regulation of postsynaptic membrane potential; synaptic transmission, GABAergic
Cellular component (GO): synapse; postsynapse; neuron projection
Molecular function (GO): benzodiazepine receptor activity; GABA-gated chloride ion channel activity; inhibitory extracellular ligand-gated monoatomic ion channel activity
Source: RefSeq, a predicted model, not a curated record